This is a messenger RNA of Melanotaenia boesemani (Boeseman's rainbowfish), 1822 nucleotides long. RefSeq lists its product as uncharacterized. The transcript is spliced from 2 exons. NCBI's taxonomy places the organism in Eukaryota, Metazoa, Chordata, Actinopteri, Atheriniformes, Melanotaeniidae. Bases 95 to 1597 code for a protein of 500 amino acids. The record is from RefSeq and is a predicted model, not a curated record.
UUUUCUUUGCUUUUCCAGUUAACAGGGUUAGUGAGCAUUUAUGUGCCUGCUAUAUGUUCCACGUUCUGCUCACCUUGUAGGCCUUGUAAACUAAAUGCAACAGAUUUAUAUGAAAAAGACUGCGACUUUUAUAUAUCCUUCUGUGAGCACGGAAACUGAUUUCACGCCAAGGACCCGCCCCGGACAAGCUCUCUCUGGGGAGGACGACUCAGACGAUGGAAUCGAAGAUAGAGGAGAAAAUGUACAAGGAUUUUCCCCCAAUGACAUGAUCGCAACCAUCCCUAAGUUUCCUGAUGUAUGGAACAACAGCUUAAUGAAUUCUGUGCUGCAGUCUGUUGUGCACGCUCAGAACUUGAGUGAUAGCGGACUCAACGAGUUUUUUAGAGCUUCGUCAGCAACACCUGCGUUAAGAAUGAUCAUUUCAACAGCCAUUAAUGUACCAGGGAAACGUUUUAGUUCGUUUGAAAUCGUCAGGGCUCUGAGAGAAAUAAGGGCAAACAUACCAUCAACGUGCCUGGAAAGGAGAGACAUGGCUGACUUGUUAAAACAUAUCAUGCUUUGGAUGAAUAGAUGUCAGGUUUUAUCAACUUUGCUGGAUGUUACGGUUUUCACAACAUGUCAAAACUGCCAGUCAAGGAAAAGCACAGCUACAGAGCUGGGUCCCGUGGGUAUCCUUCCACCUCCAAGUGAUGUUGAUAAUGUACAAAAUCUUAUCAUCAAAUUACAGAAUAAUGUCCAUUGUGGGGAAAGAUGCGAGACAUGUAAGUUGAAAUUAAAUAAAAUGUUCUCAUUUAAUUCUCCUGAGGUCAUAGUACUGGUUUUACCUCGGUCAGCUGAUGAGACAAUUUUAAGACAGUCUGUGACUCCAAAUAAAAAAGUCUACAUUCCUGGAAUAAGUGGAAAACAGAAAUACAAUCUCAGCUCAGUCAUCUGCCACAAACCCUCACAAUCCCAUCCUUAUCAGUUUUAUACAUAUUUGUUUUAUCCAGGAAUGUUUUUCAAAGCUGACAAUCUGACAAUAUCUGUGGGAAACAGAGUAGAAGAUGCCAGAGAUAUUUCUCGAAAUGGGAUAAUUUACGUAUAUAAGAAGAAUACAGAUGCCAUGAGAGAUGAACCCGUGGAGCAAGAGAGACACACGAACGGACAUGAAGAAGUUCUUGCAGAGCAAGCACAUAGUUCUGAACAAGAUUCUCCCAGUUAUCUGAAUAAUAACACGGCUGAUGUAACAGGUAACACUGAGGAGCAGGAGAUAAACAUCAAUAGACAGGAAGAAACUGUUACUGAUGAAGAAUUGUGGCAAGAUGCUGGUCAUGAUAUAACCAGUGAAAGACCUGCUGAUCCUUCUGACAGCACUUCCAUGCCAAGGACCCCACCUGGACAAGCUAUUUCUGGGGAAGACGAAUCAGAUGAUGAAAUGGAAGACAAAGAAGAGAUUGUAAAAGAUUUCCUAAAAGCAUUAAUUUGUUUUCUCUUUGCUUUUUGCCUUUUUUUUUCAUUAUGUUAUUGUUAUGAUCAUUAUUUCAAAUGGGACUAUGUGCAAUUUAAAACAAAUAUGUUCCCAUCUUGUCAAGGUGCUGCAGAGGUGAGGACCCAAUAACAUGGCAAAGGAGAGCUGAAACCAUGGAGUAUAAAUACAGGAGGAACUAAUAAGAAACACGUAAAGUGAAUGAAAAAAUCAAACCAGGUGAGCUGAUGAACACGAAGCAAAACAGAGUACAUUACACAAAAGGAAUGAACAGGAAACCAAACAAUGCAAUGAACCCAUCGGACAGCAAAACCAGACCAAAACACAGAACAUGAAAGCCUUCCACAUAAAGAAAAG